Molecule: messenger RNA, 1676 nt
Organism: Colossoma macropomum (tambaqui)
Lineage: Eukaryota; Metazoa; Chordata; Actinopteri; Characiformes; Serrasalmidae
Gene: cd79b
Product: CD79b molecule, immunoglobulin-associated beta
Exons: 5
Coding region: 128-808 (226 amino acids)
Biological process (GO): B cell receptor signaling pathway; B cell differentiation
Cellular component (GO): external side of plasma membrane; B cell receptor complex
Source: RefSeq, a predicted model, not a curated record
CCCCGCUCAUAUCGUAGAGGGAGGUCCAUGCUGUUCUCUCCUUCGCUCUGAAGGGAACGUCUGAAACCUUCAAUUUGGCCCCUGAGGCAAGUUUCUCCCAGAUCGAAGUUUGUUACUUAAUGACAUCAUGCAUUACUUGAUGUUCGGCUGUUCCCUGCUGGUGCUGGUGAACCUCUCGGGCAGUAAAGCAAAUUUUCAGGUACUGCAGAAGCCCAGGUUUUAUGGCGUUAAACCAGGAAAGACAGUGAGCAUUCUCUGCUCCAUUUCUGACACCAGCCAAAACCCAGUGGUGGCAAAAUGGUACAAGGCCAAGGCACAUAAAAAUGAAAAGAAACCAUACAUGAGCUCUGAAGCCAGAAACAUGUCAUUAAAAAUCAGCAAUGUACAGCUGGAGGACAGUGGCAUUUACUUCUGCGAGGUGAUGAACAUUGUUGGACAUGGAACAGAACUGCAAGUGUUGAGAUACAGCAAUUCCAAAAAAGCUGAACAGAGGAGCAAGAUGAAAGAUUUUGUCAUUUUCCUCCAGACUUUUCUCCUCGUGCUGUGUAUAGUUCUUCCCUUGGUUUGGCAUUACAGACUGGGGAAGAAGGAGGAGGCCGUGUAUGAAGAACCUGAACGUGACCACACUUAUGAGGGUUUGGAGAUCGAACACUGUGGUGGUGAUCUGUAUGAAGACAUUCGUCCUUACUGUCAGGAGUCUCAGGGCCCAGAGGCAGCGUGGGAGGUCGGGCACCCUGGAGUCGAGCCCCCUGACGUGGAGCCCUCUGAAGACAAGCCCCCUCAAAUUGAGUCUCCGGAACAGGAGUGAUCGAGCUUCACACAAAGACAUGCAGGGAAAACAGUGCUGCGCUGAAUGUCCUCGAUCCAGAUGUGUGAAUCAAAUAUCACAUCAGCACGUUUACGACAAAAUACUGAUUUAACUGAUUUAUUUUUUUCAUGUGGAAAUGAUGCACACAUUUGAACCAAGUACAUUUAAUGCAGCACUUUUCCAAUGUGGAAGGUGUCAUAUAGUGCAUAAUAAUAAUAAUAAUAAUAAUAAUGAUAAUAAUAAUAAUAAUAAUGAUGAUAAAUGAGAAUGACAUAGCCACAUUGUUAUUAAUAAUCAUUUGUAAUACCUAUGAGUGACAUAGCCACAAACUGAGCAAAAUCCACCUGAAUGUACUCGGUCUGAGUGGAUUCCACUGGAGAGUAAGGAAUUUCCUUUUUAAAGCCCCUUUUUAACCCCGUCUGUAUGUUUUAACCCCGUCCUAAGUGUCUGUAUGUGGCUCCAUAACUCGGUUCCUCGCUCUCAUAACUACAGAACAACACGUUUUUAGGUUAAAGUCAGUGUGAAAGGGAAAUCAUAACUCAUAACUAAGUCUCUGAGCUAGCCGAGCGCUCUCUCGAUGGUAGGUGGUGGGGGUGAGAGGGGUGAGAGGAGGUGAAACAUUUUUUUUGUUAAUGUUAUUUUUUUCCACCCACUGGUGACGUCAUGAAAACAUCAGAAGUUGUUUAACCGCGAAAGUUGAUAGAAGAUUACAGGAAAACAUGAAUUUAGUCUCCAUAAUGAUACAAUAUGAUGAAUCAUACUUAAUAUGAACACAAGGUAGGUGUUUCUAAUAAAGUGGCCAGUGAGUGAAAGUACAAGGUAGGUGUUUCUAAUAAACUGGCCAGUGAGUGGAAGCACAAGGUAGGUG